Salarias fasciatus (jewelled blenny) is the source of this 1859-nucleotide messenger RNA. RefSeq names its product trafficking protein particle complex subunit 13 (gene trappc13). The transcript is spliced from 13 exons. The record is from RefSeq and is a predicted model, not a curated record. Gene Ontology annotation, cellular component: TRAPPIII protein complex. The coding region runs from base 523 to 1641 and encodes 372 amino acids. Lineage: Eukaryota; Metazoa; Chordata; Actinopteri; Blenniiformes; Blenniidae.
CUUCAAUACACUGUUAUUUAUAUCAAAAUGGACGUAAAUCAAACAAAACAAGAACAUCUACUUGCGUUAAAAGUCAUGCGGUUAACAAAGCCCACGCUCUUCACAAACCUUCCAGUGACGUGUGAGGAUCGAGAUCUCCCAGCAAACGGAAAACUCAAACAUCUGACGCUACCUUCCCGUGUCAAAACCGCUCCUGCAUCUCAGAGAUCUGCACGGCUCACCGGUGUAGCAGGAGAAAGUCAUGUGGCUGUGGAGGAACAUCAGAUGUAGAAAUGCUGUUUGUUUGUUGGUUUAAAUGACUUUUCCUGCUUCUAUUUUUACACAGGUGCUUUUUUGUCCCCCGCCCUCUCCCUGGUCCAAACAUAAUCGGCUGUACUCGGCGUCGUGUCACGUGUUUGUCGGGCCUCGUGUGUCUUCAGCUCUCAGCAGAACGUGAGCCGAACGCAGGGUUAAGUUCUCACGUAUUCACUGCAGGUUCUCUGUGUGUUUCGGGCCUCCGCAGGGGAUCUGUUCGGUCAGCUCAUGAAGGAAGACCCGUCCACCAUCAAAGGAGCAGAGACGCUGAUGCUUGGGGAGAUGCUAACGUUACCACAGAACUUUGGGAAUAUUUUCCUGGGCGAGACCUUCUCAAGUUACAUAAGUGUGCACAACGACAGCAGCCAAGUGGUUAAAGAUAUCCUGGUCAAGGCCGAUCUCCAGACGAGCUCGCAGAGGCUCAACCUCUCCGCGUCCAACUCCGCCGUGGCAGAGCUCAAACCCGAGUGCUGCAUCGACGACGUUAUCCACCACGAAGUCAAAGAAAUAGGAACGCACAUCUUAGUUUGCGCCGUUAGUUACACCACGCAGUACGGGGAGAAGCUCUAUUUUCGGAAGUUCUUCAAAUUCCAGGUUCUCAAGCCGCUCGACGUGAAGACAAAGUUCUACAAUGCAGAGAGUGACCUCAGUUCUGUGACGGACGAAGUGUUUCUGGAAGCUCAGAUCCAGAACAUCACCACGUCACCAAUGUUCAUGGAGAAAGUGUCUCUGGAGCCGUCCAUGAUGUACAACGUCACGGAGCUCAAUACCGUCUCCAGCAGCGACGAGGGAGAGUCUACGUUUGGGAAAAUGUCCUACCUGCAGCCCAUGGACACGCGGCAGUACCUGUAUUGCCUCAAACCCAAGCCGGAGUACGCCGAGAAGGCCGGCGUCAUCAAGGGCGUGACGGUGAUCGGGAAGCUGGACAUCGUGUGGAAGACGAACCUCGGGGAGAGAGGGAGGCUGCAGACCAGCCAGCUGCAGAGAAUGGCUCCAGGAUACGGAGACAUCAGACUCUCUCUGGAGGUGAUUCCUGACACUGUGAACCUCGAAGAACCUUUUGACAUCAUGUGUAAAAUCACCAACUGCAGUGAGAGGACAAUGGACCUGGUGCUGGAAAUGUGCAACACCAGUUCCAUCCACUGGUGCGGAGUAUCGGGCCGACAGCUGGGGAAACUCAACCCCGGAGCCUCGCUCUCACUGCCCCUCACAGUCUUCUCAUCCGUCCAGGGUCUGCAGAGUAUUUCCGGACUGAGACUCACAGACACGUUUCUCAAGAGGACGUACGAAUACGACGACAUCGCACAAGUGUGUGUGGUCUGCCCGUUUAAAAGCAACGAGUGCUAGAGACUUUUAGCAUUUUUUUUUGUUUUGGUUUUUUUUUGCAUUUUAGAUAUGAAUGGACCAACCGUGGGAAUCUGCACAUGACUCUGAGAUUUCACUCCUUUUUGCAACUUAAGGUGAAAAUACUGACUUUUAAAAUUUAUUGUGAAUAUCCUGAAUCCUUUUCUUUGAACUUAAUUAUGUAAAUGUGCAUAAAUGUUAAUAAAUCCUCCAUGAUCUUU